Paramecium sonneborni is the source of this 925-nucleotide messenger RNA. Lineage: Eukaryota; Ciliophora; Oligohymenophorea; Peniculida; Parameciidae. The record is from the annotation of a GenBank genome assembly.
AUGCAAAAUUGUUGGUAGAAACAAGUUUAUUGCAAUAUAAUGAUUAGUUUAAUUUUUCCCAUCUAACAAUUUAUUGAGUCAUUUGAAAAUUUUAUCUAAAGUUACGAAGAUAGAGAAUAGUUUGUAAAAGAGUACAAUAGAAUCUUUAUAAAUAAUAAAAUACUAUAAUUUGUUAGAUAAGAUUAUUCAAAAAAGGUUAUUUAAAUGAUUUAUUAAAGAAGCAAUCAAAGUGCUUCAUAAUAGAGAUACUUAUUUAUCAGAUAUUCAAUAAAAAUAAUGUAACUUAUAACCUCCUGUAUGUCAGUAUAUUCUAGAACCUUGUAAUAGAAAUAAAAGAAAUUAUAAUUAUAUUAUAUUUAAAGAACAAAAUAUAAAAAUUAUUGAGGAUUAUGAAUAAACAAGAAACAAGAAAUCAGUUUUGGAUACUAAUGAUUAAUUAAUAUUAAGAUAUAUUCAUAUAGGUUAAUCAGAUGGACUCUUUUUAAUAAGAGAGAUCUAAUAUUCUGAUAUAAAAGAUGUUGAAUUAGUGAAGAUAAAAUUGAUUCAAAAAAGUGAAUAAGAGAGCUAAAUCUAAAUCCUAUAAAAAAGUUUCUUCUUUUUCCAUUAUAAGUUUUAAUUAGAAAGACUAGGAAUAGAAAUUAAAAAUGGAUCGUUAAAUAUAUAGAAUAGAAACAUGUCAAUUCUAAAGAAAUAUCAAAUGUGUUUAAUCCUAAUCACUUUCAAAUACUUCAUAAUACAGUAGAACUAGAUCUCCUUAGUAUAGAAAAUCUUAUCAACCAAAAUUAUGAUCAUUCAUAACAUUGAGAAUCUACAUAAAGAACAUAGAAUGAUGAACCACCAAUAAUUCGAGAAUCUAUAACAAUAUAAUUUUAACAGAAUUAUCUAAAAUAAUGGAUUAAUUAAUUUAGAAUUUGAAUAUUAAUGA